UUUCAACUGAGAAAAUUAUCACUCACUUUGUGAUCCAUCAGCAAAAUGUUCCUCUUCACUUUGGUGCUCGUGGUGCUGUUUCUACCGGAAGCUGACAACCUGAAAUGUAAAUGUGAACCUGGCCGCUAUGGAACUUGCGCUCAGGAAACAACUGAAUGUUCCUCACAGAACUAUAGUUGUUUAGUAGCAACAGAAGUCACACUUGUAGGUGGUGCAAAGUCUGAGCACAACUCCAAAGGUUGCAUUAUGUCUGAACUGUGUCUUAAUUACUCUGUCAACAUUGGAGCUCACAGAAUUGUACAAAACAGCAAAUGCUGCAGUGAAGAUCUCUGCAACGCCCAGAUUAACUACACAAAACCUGAUUCCACUAUAAAUGGAAAAAAGUGCUACAGCUGUGAUGAAGAAAACUGCAUGAAAACCAUUAACUGUGCAGGGGAUGAAAACUACUGCAUUAAAGUAACAGGACAUAAACAAGGAGUAAGUUUCAUGACGAAGGGAUGUGGCUCUCAGUCGGCGUGCUCAGAUAAUUUUUCUUCAAUGUUGAAUCAGUUAACUUUACGGUUAACUGGAUUCUUCACUCGAGCAAAGAUUAGCUGCUGCCAGGGCAACUACUGCAACAGCGCCAGCAGCACCAGUCCCACCCUGCUGCUCCUGUUGGUGCCUCUGUUGUUUUCUAACUUUUUUUCUUAGCUCACAGAAGCUACUGAAUUGCUGCCAUGUUUUCCUUUUCAUCACAAUUCAUUUUAUAAACCUGUUCUUUUUAUUUGAUUCUAUAGCUUGGUUAGCUAAGCAACAUGUUAUAAUCAACAACAUCCUCUAUACUUUGUUGUUCUAUACUAAAAUAAUCUUCCUCAAUAAACACAAUUUUUUUUUAUUCUGGGUCCAGUACCGAUCUGAUUCUAAAUGUUUAGUUUUGAAAAAAUAAAAUGACUUGAAGUUAUAGAUGUGGAAUAAACAUGUUUCAUUUUCUUUGAUUUAAUAUUAAAACUUGUUUUAAUUAAAAGCUUUCAGAGCCCAAGAUUGUAGAGUUUGAAUGGAAAACUAACCAACAUGAAUGUAAAAUUAAACCUGGAGAGACUCAUACAGAGAGAAAGUAGCUGUCUUACUUUCUUAGCUGAUAGAAAUAAUUGCAUUGCUACCAGGUUUUCUUUUUAUGCAUAAUUCAUUUAAUAAAUCUGUUCUUUUUCUUUUCAUUGAUUCUCUAUAAAUUCACUAAGAUAAGACCAAGCACAAUUCUGUAAACAUCCUCAAUACUUCACUGCUGUUGUGCUCUAAAAACAAAUCCUGCUGAAUAAAUGCAUUAAAAAAUAA
Messenger RNA from Xiphophorus hellerii (green swordtail), 1311 nucleotides. Its product is annotated as phospholipase A2 inhibitor and Ly6/PLAUR domain-containing protein-like. Bases 46 to 690 code for a protein of 214 amino acids. The record is from RefSeq and is a predicted model, not a curated record. Lineage: Eukaryota; Metazoa; Chordata; Actinopteri; Cyprinodontiformes; Poeciliidae. The transcript is spliced from 5 exons.